AUGGCUUCUGCCAAUACCAUCACUCUCCAAAGCUCCGACGGGGUCGAAAUUACAGUGGAGCGUGAAGUUGCUGAGCGCUCCGUCUUGAUCAAGAACAUGCUGGAGGACCUGGGCACAACUGAUGAGCCGGUCCCACUUCCAAAUGUUAACGAGGCCGUUCUGAAGAAGGUCAUCGAAUGGUGCACUCACCACAAGAAUGACCCCCCAAGCACGGGCGACGAUGACGAUUCUCGCCGCAAGACUACCGAUAUUGAUGAGUGGGACCAGAAGUUCAUGCAGGUGGACCAGGAGAUGCUUUUUGAGAUCAUCCUGGCUGCCAACUACCUCGAUAUCAAGGCUCUGCUUGAUGUUGGCUGCAAGACGGUCGCCAACAUGAUCAAGGGCAAGUCUCCGGAGGAAAUUCGCAAGACUUUCAACAUUCAGAAUGACUUCACUCCGGAGGAGGAGGACCAGAUCCGUCGCGAGAACGAGUGGGCUGAAGAGUACGUUUGCACUUGUCUUUUUCCCUACGUCUUACAUACUAACUUCUCUCGCUAUCUAGCCGCUAAUGUGAUCGACGAUCUGUCCCUUUCCCUGCGCUUGGCUACCUUGUGCCUCAUGCACCUGAGGCUUCGGGUGCUGGACGGUGGCCAAGAACGAAAGGCUAAAGGCAUACGAUGUGUUGAUGACAUGGUAUCUUUGGAAGGCAAUUGGCGUAGCGGUAGCCUUCCUGUAGAAGAACUAGCUGAGUCUAUCGAGAAGAUCGUAUAA
Rasamsonia emersonii CBS 393.64 is the source of this 750-nucleotide messenger RNA. Its product is annotated as E3 ubiquitin ligase complex SCF subunit sconC. Gene Ontology annotation, cellular component: cytoplasm; nucleus. Gene Ontology annotation, biological process: mitotic cell cycle; SCF-dependent proteasomal ubiquitin-dependent protein catabolic process. The transcript is spliced from 5 exons. Lineage: Eukaryota; Fungi; Ascomycota; Eurotiomycetes; Eurotiales; Trichocomaceae. Bases 1 to 750 code for a protein of 249 amino acids. Gene Ontology annotation, molecular function: cullin family protein binding. The record is from RefSeq and is a predicted model, not a curated record.